AUGGUGGUGGUGGAGCCGCACGUCGAUCGGGACUGGCUCUGCCGGAUUCGCGGGUUUCACUCGGUGCGCGAGGUGGUGGUUCUGGGGCCGGUGGACUCCCCCGCGAUGGCCUCCUUCGCCUAUCCGCUGCUCUCCUUCGGGGUCCUCCCGGGGCCGGCGACCUACGAGCUCUACAACGCGGCCGGGCAGAAGCUGGGAAGGGGGGCCGAGAGGGCGAGGCUGCCGAUGGACCCCCCGCACGAGGCCCAGGGCUACACGCGACGCUUCGUCGACGAGGUCUCCGCGUGGAUGAUCGCGCCGAACGACUUCCGGGGGUUUACCGGGCAGCAUCGCUGUCUUGCGUUUGUCCGCCAGACGCGCCCGGUGCUGCGGGCGCGCAGGUCCGACCCCCUCGUGCGCGAGGCCGGGGAAACGCAUAAAGACAGCGUCGGGACGACCCCGGGGGGGGAGGGUAUGGCCUCGACAGAAGAAGAAAACACGAAAUUGGAAUGCGAAAAGGAGAGCCCGCCAUGCGGUAGGUGA
Molecule: messenger RNA, 522 nt
Organism: Phytomonas sp. Hart1
Lineage: Eukaryota; Euglenozoa; Kinetoplastea; Trypanosomatida; Trypanosomatidae
Source: the annotation of a GenBank genome assembly